CGCUAUUCCAUCCGCCCAAUCGCUGGAGUGUCAUGCCUCAAGUUCAGAUCUUUGCUUUCUCACCCGCUUUCCUCCAGAGGCGAUCGAGGUGAACAGGGAGGGCGCGGAGGUGUACCGUGGUGCGGCGUUGUGCGCAGAGAAGGCGAUGGAGCUGCUGGCCGAGACCAACAUGCCGCUGGCGGACAUCGAGGAGGUCGGCUACAACCGCUCCACGGGUUUCGUGUGGCUGCGCCAGAGGAAGGCGCUCACGCACACGUUCAAGCAGAUCGGGAGGCCGGUCUGGUACACCACCGAGGUGACGGCCUUGGUCGAGGACCGCAAGAUGAAGUGCAUCACGGGGGUCAAGAGCAAGGAGCCCCUCGUCUGGGUCACCGUCUGCGACAUGUACAUCGACAAGAACGACCACUCAAAGAUCACGUUCAAGACGCCCACCGGACUGGGAAGUGUUAGCAAAUAAGCCACGGUUGUCUGAAAG
Triticum dicoccoides is the source of this 475-nucleotide messenger RNA. RefSeq lists its product as uncharacterized. The record is from RefSeq and is a predicted model, not a curated record. Lineage: Eukaryota; Viridiplantae; Streptophyta; Magnoliopsida; Poales; Poaceae. The transcript has 2 exons. Bases 146 to 457 code for a protein of 103 amino acids.